This is a messenger RNA of Mesorhabditis belari, 1008 nucleotides long. The record is from the annotation of a GenBank genome assembly. NCBI's taxonomy places the organism in Eukaryota, Metazoa, Nematoda, Chromadorea, Rhabditida, Rhabditidae.
AUGGCGAUCAGUGCUCUUCGGCUUGAGACGCCGCACAAUGCCUAUAUAGACAAGUGCAAGGAAAAUGAGUUUGAGAUGGGAGGCGCUGCACCAGCCGAUCCAGGAGAUGAAUCCAAUGCCGAUGAGCCACCAUUGCCUACUUUUUCCGAAGAAGAGAUCCACGUUGGUGAGAAAUAUUCGUAUCACGACACGUUGAGCUCGCUGAUUGGACUCGGAUCGUAUGGAGUCGUUUUCAAGGGAAACGAUCAUGGAAAUAAUAUGCCGGUUGCCGUGAAACGUUUGGCCAAAAUGAACAUCAAGGAUCAAGAGCUUUCAGUGAUCAAGUCGCUAAAGUCGAAAUAUUUGGUCGGAGUGUUGGAUAUUUGUGAUAUUGAUCCGGUGACAAGCUGUGUAAUCAUGGAACUACUGGACACCGAUCUCGACAAUCAUUUGAGAAAACGUGCACCCAACGGUCGACUCACUCCAAAAAAUCUCAAAUUGAUCAUCGACAAUCUGGCUCGUGGAUACAAGGCUUUGAAUGAGCUAAGAAUCGUGCACAGAGAUAUCAAGCCACAAAACAUUCUCGUCUCUUAUCAGAUCAAGGGAUCUCGUGAAUUCUCGGGGGCCAAGAUCACCGAUUUUGGAAUUGCUCGAACACUUGGCGAGGCGAGCCUGUGUAACGUUGCUGGCACGUUUUACUAUAUGGCACCAGAAGUUGGAGCAAAUUUGUUGAAGAUCUGCGAGUACAACUCGAAAGUCGACAUUUGGUCGAUCGGAUGUCUCAUCUAUCAGUGCCUUACCGGAGAUAUUCCCUUCGACGAGUGCUCUCUCUGUCGUCUAUUCCUCUACAUGGCUGGCGGGAACUAUGAAGCGUAUGACUACCCUGAAUUACCCGAGGGAACUUCCCCCGCUAUCAUCGAUCUCAUUCAUUGCCUUCUCGACAUCGAUCCAGAGAAACGAGCCACUCCACAAGAAUUCUACGAGAUCGCCACCGCUUUCUCGGAACUAACUGUUAUCGAGGCUCAAAUC